Messenger RNA from Lutzomyia longipalpis, 3150 nucleotides. RefSeq names its product endothelin-converting enzyme homolog (gene Nep3). Gene Ontology annotation, cellular component: plasma membrane. The record is from RefSeq and is a predicted model, not a curated record. The coding region runs from base 224 to 2566 and encodes 780 amino acids. Gene Ontology annotation, biological process: protein processing. The transcript has 6 exons. Lineage: Eukaryota; Metazoa; Arthropoda; Insecta; Diptera; Psychodidae. Gene Ontology annotation, molecular function: metalloendopeptidase activity.
AGUCACGUUUCGCGCGCGAAUUUUUUCCGAGUUUGCCCAACACACUGCUAACUGCAACGUCUUUUAACGCGCGGACAAGUGGCUGCAACGGUUCAUUUUGAAAAUGAUUGUACCUUUCACGGCAUCCGUCGCGACGCUACGCAUGCGCCGCGACGAAGUUUGCAAAGUGAAUUGACAGCGGCAGACCCAGAGAACAUCCGUGAGCUGGUGGUGCCCCCCAAGAAUGUCCGUAAAGAUGACCCGCUACCGACCGGCUGAAUUUGCGGAUGAGGACACCAGCUCCAUGGGGUCCGUUCACUUAGCAGCCGGAGGAGCCAAUUCACCCUCCUCCAUUCACAUACGCUACCACACAGCCCGCCAGAGUAUGUGGAGCAUCAUGUGGCGUUCCCGUAGUCGCUUGGAACGAUGGCUUUUGGUGGUAGCUGGCGUCCUUUUCCUCAGCGUCUUUGCGCUACUAAUUUGCUUAGCACGCUCAACACCCACACCCCGUGUCCUUCACGUUGAACCCCCACCAGCUGCAACACCCUGCCUCACCCCAAAUUGCAUCCAUGCUGCCAGCUCUAUUCUGAAGGCAAUGGAUCUCACUGUGAAUCCCUGCACAGACUUCUAUGCCUACGCAUGCAAUCAGUGGAUCAAGAGGAAUCCAAUACCCGAUGGGAAGGCAAUAUGGGGGACAUUUGGGAAGCUUGAGCAGCAGAAUCAGUUGGUACUGAAGAAUGCUUUGGAGAAGCCAAUUGAUAAGCUACCAUCAAAGGCAGAGCGUAAAGCUAAAAUGUACUACCAAUCCUGCCUGGAUGACGAUGAGACAAUGGAGAAACUCGGAGCUGAACCCCUUCAGACUCUGCUGAAGCUCAUUGGUGGAUGGAAUGUCACUGCGAGUGGUUUCAAUGCAUCAACAUGGACACUCCAGAGGACUCUACAGACUCUUCAGAAUAGAUACAACAUGGGUGGACUAUUUGGAUGGGCUGUUGGUGAGGAUGAUCGCAACAGUUCCAGGCACAUCAUUCAAAUUGACCAAGGAGGUUUAACACUCCCAACACGGGAUAACUACUUAAAUCGUACAGCUCAUGAGAAGGUUCUAACUGCAUAUCUAGACUACAUGACGCGUGUUGCUGUCCUCCUGGGGGGAGAAGAGGAAGAUGCCCGUCGGCAGAUGUCGGAUGUUAUUGAAUUUGAGACACGCUUAGCGGAGAUCACCGUCCCACCGGAAGAGCGUCGUGAUGAAGAGACUCAGUACCAUUUGAUGUCAUUGGCGGAACUUCAGGAGCAUGCACCCUUUAUCGAUUGGAGGAGUCACUUUGAAGAUGCUCUGAGACUUGUUAAGCGCAAAAUUACAGAGAAGGAACGUGUUGUUGUGUAUGCUCCUGAAUAUUUAGAGAAGCUUACGCAUUUAGUUGGAAAUUACACUGAUAACGCCAAAGGAAAAGUGAUCCUAAACAACUAUCUAGUCUGGCAGACGGUACGUUCCUUUACGGCCUGCUUAUCAAAGGCCUUCAGGGAUGCCUACAAAGGAUUGCGAAAGGCUCUAAUUGGCUCAGAUGGUGGUGAAGAACCCUGGAGGUACUGCAUAACUGAUACUACGAAUGUUUUAGGUUUUGCAAUGGGCGCCAUGUUUGUUCGGGAAGUCUUUCAUGGUGAAAGUAAACCUCAGGCUGAGGAAAUGAUUGAAGCUGUUAGAGCAGCUUUCAAGGCGAACUUCGUGCGUCUUUCCUGGAUGGAUAAUCACACAAGAGAAUUGGCAAUUGAGAAAGCAGAUGCAAUAACCGACAUGAUAGGCUUUCCAGAUUACAUCUUAGACGCUGAAGCUCUUGAUGCAAAAUACAAAGAUCUAGAUAUCGAUGCUAAGGAGUACUUUCAGAAUAAUCUACGUGUUAAUAUGUUCAAUUUGAAGAAGAAUUUAGAGAAACUCGAUCAGCCGGUUAAUAAGACACGCUGGGGAAUGACACCAUCCACGGUGAAUGCCUACUACACACCAACUAAGAACCAAAUAGUCUUCCCAGCAGGUAUCCUGCAACCACCUUUCUACGAUAUGAAUAACCCAAGAAGCUUAAACUACGGAGCAAUGGGCGUUGUAAUGGGACAUGAGCUAACGCAUGCAUUUGAUGAUCAGGGCCGAGAAUACGACAAGAAUGGCAACCUUCACCAAUGGUGGGCCAAUGAAACCAUCGACAAGUUCAAAAAGCGCGCCGAUUGCAUCCAACGACAGUAUUCCGGCUACCAAGAAGCCGGUCAAACACUUAACGGACGACAAACUCUGGGGGAGAAUAUUGCAGACAACGGAGGGCUAAGGGCGGCAUAUCAUGCCUUUGUGGCACAACCAGAAGAUCGUCAACCCCUACCUGGGCUCAAUCUCACCCACAGGCAGCUCUUUUUUGUUGCAUUCGCCCAAGUUUGGUGUUCAGCUGUAACCAAUGAAACGCUCCACUUGCAAAUUGAGAAGGAUCCCCAUGCUCCACCACGUUUCCGUGUAAUUGGACCCCUGGCCAAUAUGCCGGAAUUUGCAGCGGAAUUUGCAUGUACCCCUGGCACCCCAAUGAAUCCCCAGCGGAAGUGCCAAGUUUGGUAGACACGAAAGAAUAGGAGGAGGAGGUGAGAUAAAGUUUUCUUUUAUUUAAUAUGAAGAAAUAGAAUUAUCUGUGACCUUUACAAGAAUUUUUUUUUAAUAAGAAUUACCUAAGAAGAUUGAGUAAAUGGUAUAAAAAUAUAUCAAAGGACUUCUUACACAAAAAUUUCCUAAAUUAAAUUAAUUAAGAACAUUUUGUAAUGCUUAAAAAAAAUUAUUUUCUAUUUCUUUUAAUUUAAUUUAAAACGAAAACACAAAAUUUUGUAAAUGUUCAUAAUCUAAAAAUUCUUUUUCCCACAAAAUUCCUAAAGUAAAUAAUUCGAGAGCUGUAAAUAAGAAGGGUGAGAAAUAUUUUAUCAAAGCAAAAUGAAAGGAUUUAUUUUAUCAGUUUAUUAGGGGUCUCGCACAGAGAAGCCAGAACGAAAAGCGAGAAGGUAAUAGAACCCUCCUCUGCUGGAUUAUUCCCUCCAAAAUAUAGAAUUCAUGAGAACAUUGCAUUCUACCACAGGGUGAUACAAAUAUAUAAAUUGUUUGUUUAUUUUGUUAAAUUAUUUUUAUUGAAAAUAAAUGUUUUUUUCAUUAUUAAA